Molecule: messenger RNA, 447 nt
Organism: Cladocopium goreaui
Lineage: Eukaryota; Dinophyceae; Suessiales; Symbiodiniaceae
Source: the annotation of a GenBank genome assembly
AUGCCGGAGCAUUACAGCAAGUGGAAGCUGAACAAGUCCGAGCAGAAAAAGGUGGACGACGAGGAGCAAGCUUUGGUUGCGCAGCUUAUCAGAGCAGGAAAGACCAAAAAUGAAGCGCAGCAGCAAGCAGCCCAGGCAAAGGAAGUACAGGUGAAGGCAAUGAAAGAGGCAAAGAUGCAGAGAAGUCAAGCCAAAAAGGCUGGCAACCCCCCUGCAGCUGCAGGCGGGAUGCCUGGGCAGCCUGCUGCUUUGACCAAUCUCAACAUGCCCGCUGACGCCCAAAAGAACCAGGGCUACUAUGAGUCGCUGAUGGAGGCCAUCAACACCAUUUUGAAAUGCCCGAAGUUCUCCGACAUCCGGGUUGCCGAACCGCUUGCCAUCACUGAUGGAGUUGACGCUUCGUCGGGCGUGCAGGCCAUCACUCGAAGAUUCCGCUUCAGAGACUGA